AUGGCCCCUUCUCCCAUCGUCACGGCGACGCUGCAGUCUGCUGUCCUGAGUGGCACGUCGAACCUGUUGGCCCAGGCCUUGACGGCCUACCAAACCGAUAGUCCACUGGCCAUCGACUGGGUGCCCGUCUUCCAGUUCAUCCUCUACACCAUUAUCAGUACGCCGCCCAACUUCAUGUGGCAAGGUUUCCUCGAGGAGACCUUCCCGGCCUACCACGUCUCGCCCACCAAGGACGCCGUCGCCUCGGCGGCGGCCAACGACGACAAGGAGCUGGACCGAGAGGCGCGUGAGGACAAGCUGGUCGAGCCCAAGCUCAACAUCCGCAACACGCUCGUCAAGCUGGUCUUCGACCAGACUGUCGGCGCCGCGCUCAACACGCUCGCCUUCAGCAUGUUCAUGCACAGCAUUCAAACCGCCAUGGCCCGCCCGGAACACCUCGCGGCCGCGCACCACUCGGGGUCGUAUCUCCUCUCGCGCGGCGCCGUCGAUUACAGCAAGGUCGACUGGCGGGCCGUCGUCCGCAGCAGCCAGCUCGAGUUCGUGCCCAUCUUCCUCGCCGGCCUGAAGCUGUGGCCUCUGGUUAGCCUCGUCAACUUUGCUUUUGUCAAGAGCAUCGAAGGCAGAAACCUGGUCGGUUCCCUCGCUGGUAUUGCCUGGGGCAUUUACAUGAGCUUGGUGGCGGCGCGUUAA
Messenger RNA from Colletotrichum graminicola M1.001, 690 nucleotides. Its product is annotated as Mpv17/PMP22 family protein. The coding region runs from base 1 to 690 and encodes 229 amino acids. The record is from RefSeq and is a predicted model, not a curated record. Gene Ontology annotation, cellular component: cytoplasm; membrane. NCBI's taxonomy places the organism in Eukaryota, Fungi, Ascomycota, Sordariomycetes, Glomerellales, Glomerellaceae. The transcript is spliced from 3 exons.